Molecule: messenger RNA, 1165 nt
Organism: Salmo salar (Atlantic salmon)
Lineage: Eukaryota; Metazoa; Chordata; Actinopteri; Salmoniformes; Salmonidae
Product: DNA endonuclease RBBP8
Biological process (GO): DNA double-strand break processing involved in repair via single-strand annealing
Molecular function (GO): damaged DNA binding
Source: RefSeq, a predicted model, not a curated record
CAUGAAAGGCAUAAUGGUUUGUCAUUGGUGAUGGUUCAGUUUGUGUAGCGUUGAGUACUGGAGCAGCAUGCUACUAGUAUAGCCCAAUGUGGAAGCAGCAGUACUCUGGUUUCCUCCUCUCUAUGAAGUUUGGAUGUUGGGUGACUUUUCUAUGCAUUGAGGACACUGACUGACAGUUCAUUCUAAUGGGAUUUUCAGGUUUGGUGCUGAGUGGAGUUGUAUUGGCUGAGUGAAGCUACCAAACAGUAAGUGAAUGGAGGAUGAGCAGUCCUGUGCUAAGUGGGAGUAGCCUGGGCUCCAGCGGGGCUUCGGAAUCCACUGACCUAUUCAGGGACCUCUGUGGUCGACUCAAAGACUGUCACGAUAGUGCACUGCAAGUUUUGCAAACCAAAGUGAACAAGCUGAAGAAGGAGUGAUGUUUAGAUUCCCAGAGACUGGAGGAGUUCUACAGCAGACACCAGCAGCUGAGGGAGCAGCACAAAACCCUUCAGGACACUGUCACAAUUCUGGAGGACAGGUUGCGGGCAGGGCUGUGUGAUCGCUGUUCCGUCACAGAGGAGCACAUGAGGAAGAAGCAGGAGGAGUUUGAGAAAGGCCGUCAGCAGAACAUGCUCCUCGUCGCAGCGCUUAUGACUGAAAGGAACACCCUGCAGGAUAAGAACAGAAAGCUGAGUCAAGAGCUGGACAAGUUGAAGGGAUCUCUCUCAGCGUCUCCAGAACCAGAGGGGGUGAUCCCAGACUCUCCGCUGCAGCAGAUCUCCCGGCCUGUUGUGAGCAAAAUGAGGAGGAGAAAGGAGACCAACCAUGUCCGCUACGCGGAGAAGCCCCUGUCCCAAUCCCAGAGCUCAGCACUCAACGGUCUGCUUCAUACAAAGAAAUGUAUAAAUGUACACAGAUACUACACUCAAGGGUCACCCUCAGUAUCAAACACAGGUGUGUGCACACUCAGUCACACACACACUUACUCUUAGGGCUUAAUUUUAACAUACCUAACACAAUGGUAAAUCUUAGCGCUGAUGAUGGCGUUAUAGAUUCAAGGGUGUCAAAUAUUUGUGCUAUUUUCACAACCGAAAUUAUAGACGUGGUGACGCGAAAGGGCUCGGAUUUGAUGAAUAAACAAGUUGUGUGUUGGGACUUGGCCCCCUCACUGGCCAAUCAGAAUGUG